Brugia malayi is the source of this 1404-nucleotide messenger RNA. It is a transcript of the gene Bma-pat-4, whose product is annotated as integrin-linked kinase, putative. Lineage: Eukaryota; Metazoa; Nematoda; Chromadorea; Rhabditida; Onchocercidae. Gene Ontology annotation, biological process: cell-matrix adhesion; integrin-mediated signaling pathway; protein phosphorylation. The record is from RefSeq and is a predicted model, not a curated record. The transcript has 10 exons. Gene Ontology annotation, cellular component: focal adhesion; stress fiber. Bases 1 to 1404 code for a protein of 467 amino acids. Gene Ontology annotation, molecular function: ATP binding; protein kinase activity; protein binding.
AUGUCUCUUUCGAGUAACUACCAUUCACAUAAGCCAAAUGUGCCCAUUAUAAUGGAAGAUGUAUUUGGUUGGGUGCGUGAGGGUAAUACGUUUCAAGUGCGCGUAUGGCUUGAUGAUACCGAACACGAUCUCAAUAUUGGCGACGAUCACGCAUUUUCACUGCUUCACUGGGCAUCCAAAGAAGGACAUGUUGCAAUUGCUGAGUUGCUACUUUCUCGAGGGGCACGUGUAAACGCGACAAAUAUGGGUGAUGAUACAAGUUUACAUCUAGCUGCAGCUCACGGAAAUCGUGAAAUUGUUGUGAAAUUACUUAAUCGGAAAGCAGAUGUGAACGUUGCAAAUGAACACGGAAUGACGCCUCUUCAUUACUCGUGCUUUUGGGGUUACGUGCAGAUCUGCGAAGAUCUUAUCCGAAGUGGUGCUCUGAUAGGAACUUGCAAUAAAAAAGGACAAACACCACUUGAUAUCUGUCAGCCACAAGCUCGUAAUGCGGUUGUAGAAAUUGCUCGAGAACAUGGACAAAAUAUCAAUGAAAGAACCCCAUUCAAAGAUCAAACAUGGAAAGGUACAAAAACGCGCACUAGAGAUGCAACACUUUCAAGGUACACAGGUGUUGAUAUGGCAUCUUUAAGUCUAUCGAUGAAAAUAGCCGAAUCUCAUAGUGGUGAACUGUGGCGUGGCAAGUGGCAAGGAAAUGAUAUCGUGGCUCGAAUUUUAGCAGUACCUGAAGUAACUCCACGUAUCAGUCGUGACUUUCAAGCUGAAUUCCCUUCGUUAAGAAUCUUUGCUCAUUCAAAUAUAUGUCCUGUGUUGGCAUGCUGUAAUCAACCACCAAAUCUUAUUGUUAUCAGUCAACUGAUGUCAUUUGGUUCACUUUAUAAUGUUUUACAUGAACAGACAGCGGUUGUAAUCGAUCAGGCGCAAGCGACAAAAUUUGCUUUGGAUAUAGCACGUGGCAUGUCAUUUCUUCAUUCAUUGGAUCCAUUAAUUUUGAGGUAUUAUCUGAGUUCGAAACAUGUUGUGGUUGACGAAGAUCUAUCAGCAAAAAUUUCAAUGGCCGAUACAAAAUUCAGCUUUCAGGAAGUAGGCAGGCUAUAUUCUCCGGCAUGGAUGUCCCCGGAAGCACUUAAAUAUUCACCAUCAGAUUUAAAUAUUCGAGCAGCUGAUAUGUGGAGUUUUGGUGUUUUAUUGUGGGAAUUGAAUACCCGAGAAGUGCCAUUCUCAGACCUUUCGCCAAUGGAAAUUGGAAUAAAGAUUGCACUGGAAGGAUUACGUGUCCCAUUUCCUCCUGGAAUAUCACGAAAUAUGGGGCGUUUGAUGAACAUUUGUUUAAAUGAAGAUCCUGGUCGACGACCAAAUUUCGACCAAAUAAUACCAAUAUUAGAAAAAAUGGCUCAAUCAUAA